AAAACAAAACAAAACAAAACAAAGCAAUGGCCAAAACGAUUCGGUCUUUCAUUCUCCCUUUCCUCCUCAUAGUCGCCGGCGUGAUCUUUCAACUCUCAGCCGUGACUUCCGCCAUUGGUAUCAACUAUGGAACACUAGGGAACCUUCAACCUCCACAACAAGUGGUUGACUUCAUCAAGACAAAGACCACUUUUGACAGUGUCAAGAUCUAUGAUGCUAAUCCCGACAUCCUCCGAGCCUUCGCGGGCUCUGAAAUCAACAUCACCAUCAUGGUCCCUAACGGUAACAUUCCUGCCAUGGUCAACGUUGCAAAUGCUCGUCAAUGGGUCGCUGCCAAUGUCUUACCGUUUCAGCAGCAGAUCAAGUUCAAAUACGUUUGUGUCGGAAACGAGAUUCUUGCUAGUAACGACAAUAACUUGAUAUCAAAUCUUGUACCAGCGAUGCAAAGUCUUAACGAAGCUUUAAAAGCUUCCAAUCUCACUUAUAUCAAGGUGACAACUCCACAUGCAUUUACCAUAAGCUAUAACCGUAAUACACCAAGUGAGAGCAGAUUUACUAACGAUCAAAAAGAUAUUUUUACAAAGAUCUUGGAAUUUCAUCGUCAGGCUAAGUCCCCAUUCAUGAUCAACGCCUACACUUUUUUCACGAUGGACACGAACAAUGUCAAUUACGCAAUAUUUGGUCCAUCAAAUGCAAUAACGGAUACCAAUACACAACAAACCUACACCAACAUGUUUGACGCAGUCAUGGAUGCAACAUAUUCUGCUAUGAAAGCUCUUGGCUAUGGCGACGUAGAUAUCGCGGUAGGGGAGACCGGUUGGCCCACGGCUUGUGACGCUUCAUGGUGCUCACCUCAAAACGCUGAAAACUACAACCUCAAUAUCAUCAAGCGUGCACAAGUUAUAGGGACACCUCUAAUGCCCAACCGCCACAUCGAUAUCUUCAUAUUUGCAUUGUUCAAUGAAGAUGGAAAACCCGGUCCAACACGUGAGAGAAAUUGGGGGAUAUUUAAACCGGAUUUUUCACCGAUGUAUGAUGUUGGAGUUCUAAAAGGCGGUGGAAGCCCGCUUCCGUUUCCACCGAUAAACAACAAUGGAAAAUGGUGUGUGGGAAAACCAGAAGCGACGUUAAUGCAACUACAAGCAAAUAUUGAUUGGGUAUGCAGCCAUGGUAUUGAUUGUACACCAAUCUCACCUGGUGGCAUAUGUUUUGACAACAACAACAUGACGACUCGGUCCUCGUUUAUUAUGAACGCUUAUUACCAAAGCAAGGGAUGCGUUGAUGUUGUCUGUGAUUUUAGCGGUACUGGCAUCGUUACCAGUACCAACCCAAGCACUAGCACAUGCCCUAUACCGAUAGGGGAAGGUGGCGGCGGCAAUGGCGCAAAAAGCAAAAGUGCAAAUUGGUGUAUGGCGAAACAAGAAGCGACAGAGACACAACUACAAGCUAAUAUUGAUUGGGUGUGUAGCCAAGGUAUUGAUUGUAAACCAAUAUCACCUGGUGGCAUAUGUUUUGAUAACAACAACAUGAAGACUCGAUCCACGUUCAUAAUGAACGCUUAUUACGAGAGCAAAGGAUACUCCAAAGACGCUUGUGACUUCCGUGGUAGUGGCAUCGUCACUACUACCAACCCAAGCACUAGCACAUGCGUCGUACCAGCAUCAGUAACGCUCUGAAUUUUUAAAAAGCAACUACAGAAACUGAAAAAAAUCAAUAAAACAAGAUCCUUUUAUUUCAUUAUAAGAACAAUCAUUUUUCGUU
Arabidopsis thaliana (thale cress) is the source of this 1761-nucleotide messenger RNA. Its product is annotated as glycosyl hydrolase family 17 protein. The transcript is spliced from 2 exons. Bases 27 to 1676 code for a protein of 549 amino acids. The record is from RefSeq and is marked reviewed. Lineage: Eukaryota; Viridiplantae; Streptophyta; Magnoliopsida; Brassicales; Brassicaceae. Gene Ontology annotation, biological process: carbohydrate metabolic process. Gene Ontology annotation, molecular function: hydrolase activity, hydrolyzing O-glycosyl compounds; glucan endo-1,3-beta-D-glucosidase activity.